Strigops habroptila (Kakapo) is the source of this 585-nucleotide messenger RNA. RefSeq names its product lysine-rich arabinogalactan protein 19-like. Bases 1 to 585 code for a protein of 194 amino acids. The transcript has 2 exons. NCBI's taxonomy places the organism in Eukaryota, Metazoa, Chordata, Aves, Psittaciformes, Psittacidae. The record is from RefSeq and is a predicted model, not a curated record.
AUGAAGCUGCAUACCACGGUGAAGUCACUGGCCAUAAACACCCCGCAGCCUAUAACCACCCUUAAAACCCCAGCAUCGCCGCCGGGACCCGCGGGCCGCGCCAGCACCCUCGGUCCCCGCUGCAAAUCGCGCCGUCAGAAGGGAAGCACCGUCCCGCCCUCCAGCGCUCCCCACGGCCCGGAGGCUGCGGCCGCGCUCAGCCCGCCGCACCGCGUGAGGGCCGACCCCGGCCCGGCCUCGACGCUUCCCGCGGCUGCCAGCGCACGGCGGGGCGGGGACGAGCGCAGCCCCGGAACGAUGCGGCUCCCGGCACGGCCCCGCCUCACCCGGCGGCAGUUCCAACGGCCCGGCGCGGCGCCACGCGGCUGCCGCCCCCUGCCCGGCCAGGACGCGCACCGGGCUGCCCCCCGCCGCCACCGCCGCCCGCGGGAGGAAGAGGCCGAUGCGAAGAUGGGGGUUACCUCACCGGCCGCUGCCCGUCAGCCUCUCUCCCCGCCAGCGCCCGGCCACGCAGCACGCGCGACCCAGCCACGCCGCGCCGCGCCGCACCCCCUUCCUUUCCUUUUCCGGGUGCGGCGGCCGUGA